Messenger RNA from Lasiosphaeria miniovina, 804 nucleotides. RefSeq lists its product as uncharacterized. Lineage: Eukaryota; Fungi; Ascomycota; Sordariomycetes; Sordariales; Lasiosphaeriaceae. The coding region runs from base 1 to 804 and encodes 267 amino acids. The transcript has 2 exons. The record is from RefSeq and is a predicted model, not a curated record.
AUGAGGCCCCAGAAUUUCCGUCGAAAAGCGUGCCAUGCCGUCUCGAUUCUGUCGUCAAUCACGUCGAGCGUGCUCCCUUCGGCAACCUCAGUUUCGGACUUGUCGAUCGCGUCUUCGCUUCCCCUAUCCAGCACCCCCGUGUCAAGCGUCCCGAUCUCCAGCGCCGUGUCAAGCAUCGCCAUCUCCAGCGUGCCCAUCUUGAGCAGCACGGCGACAGCGACGAGCUCGGCCCCUCCAGCUGCUACGACCACCGCCGUGCCCUGCAUCGACUGCUCGACGAAGCUCAUUGAACACUCCAACUGGGACAACGGGCUUCUUUACACGGGCAACUACUACGCCCCCGUUAAGGGCGCCGGCUGGGGCAAGGGGACCAGCUCCAACGGCGACGGAACGCUCGAGCUGAGGUCCGACGCUAGCGGCUACUACGUCUAUAGCAUGUGCCCUAAGACGCACUCCGGGUACUGCAGGUCGUAUAUUAAUACGGUCGUGUCUCUGACGGCGGGAGUCGAGUACGAUUUUACGACGAUUUACUCCAUGAGCAACGUGAGAAACCAAGUGGACAUACUCGAGAUAUACGUUGAGUCGUUUGACAGGAGUACCCGCUACUUUGACCACUGGAUUUACUCUGGCAGCACUGCCGGGUGGACGACGUUCCAGAGCCUGACUUUCACUGCGACCAAGACCGAAGACGUGGUUUUCACCAUGACCUGGCGCAACGACCCCAACGAUGCCGUCGUCUUGUUCAGAAGCAUUUCCAUGUCUCCCACGGAAUGCCACACCCCCACCUCCGACAAGACAUGCUAG